GGUGCCAGGGCAGUGAUGCGCGGCGGCCCCGUGUCAGCGCUGGUUCCACAGAAUCCAUUAGCUUGGAAAAGAUCCCCGAGAUCAUCGAGCCCGCCCUGGGACCGAGCACCACCGUGGCUUCUUCACUCCGGGGACGCGGGUGGCGCUUGUUGGGAGAGCCACGGGGUGACCGAGGAAUGGGGAAACUGGACUUGUGUCCAAGUAUCAGCAGUAGAGGUCAACACCCCGGAGGAGAUGUUUGUGGAGAACGGGACGGACGCAAAGCUCCCAUGCACGUUCACAUCCGUAGAAGUGAUCAGCAGUGCAGCAUCUGUCUCCUGGAGCUUUCAACCUGAGGGAGCAGCCACUCGUAUCUCAUUUUUCUAUUACUCUAAUGGGAAGUCAUACCCUGGAAAGGACAUACCAUUUAAAGACAGGAUCACUUGGGCUGGAGAUCUUAACAAGAAAGAUGCUUCUAUCACUAUAUCAAACAUGCAGUUCCGGGACAACGGCACGUACAUUUGCGAUGUCAAGAACCCACCUGACAUUGUUGUCAAACCAGGAGAAAUCCGAGUUAGAGUUGUGGAGAAAGACAGCCUGCCUGCGUUCCCCAUUGCCACCGUGGCAGGGAUAGCCAUCGGUACGGUUACAGGUCUCUCAUCGCUCAUCUCUAUUGUCGUGUGUCUUGUCAUCAGAAAGAACAACUCUAAAAAACGAUACUCUGGCUGCAGUACCUCUGAGAGCUUGAUGUCUCCGGUUAAGCAGGCUCCGCAGAAGGCGCCCUCCGACACAGAGGGCCUGGUAAACAGCGUGCCCGCCAGAUCACACCAGGGCCCAGUCAUUUACGCGCAGUUAGAUCACUCCGGGGGACAGCACAGCGACAAGAUCAACAAGUCAGAGUCUGUGGUCUACGCUGACAUUCGGAAGAACUGAGAUCCUCAGCUAUCCAAAGGACAACACUCAUUCAGACUGGAAUUGCUUGAGCAAGAUUUGACCCAGAGAACUCACAUGUGGCCUUUGAUGCCUAGGCUAGGACCAAUGCAUGUGCAUACAGAGGGAGAGAUAUAUAUGUAUUGUGUGUAAAUAGUCUAUUUAAUCGUACAGAAGUGAGACCAAUGUUGCAUGUUGAAAUGCGGUAAGAAUUCUGCUUAUAAAUUGCCAAUAUUCUUUUUUUUUUUUUUUUUUGUAUCUUGUGUGACGAGAGAGAAAGUGAAAACUCGCAUCACAAUUUUAAAAUAUUUUUAUCUUGAUUAUUAAUGGAGAAACUGGAAGAUACCUGAAGAUUCUAGAUUCACCUGGAGAUUCUUUUUUCUUUGCUUAUAGGGCCUAAUUUCUUUUAUUGAGGUGACUAUAAAGAAGAUAUCUUCUUUAUAUUCAGAGUUCUUUAUGUAUACAGGGUAUUUAUCUUUCCUUGGUCAGAUUCUCAGUACAGGCUGCCUUCUAAUGUAAACCAGACCCUCUCAUGUGGUCUUGUAAGCCAAACUGUGACUCCUAGCUAUCAGAAAUGUAUGUCUUAGCAGUGUGAGUGAAGGAAAUCCUUUAGGCCUACCUGACCUGUGUAAUGUGGGUCACAAAACUGUUUACUUCUCAAUGAGCCCAGCUAUUCAAGUUUAGUCCUUUAAGGUGCAGGGAUAGUGUUGAUCUAAUGAAUUUUGUGAAAUGGUAGUUUACCUGUGAAAACUGUGAAGGAGAUAGUGAGUUAAAGGCAUAGGAAGCUGUAGCUGUAGGUGGUUACCUCAGACUCUCUUGAACCUUUCAGUGAAAUAUUUCUUCCUCAAAGCUCUGUCAUUUCAUUACAUAAGCAUUACAAAGGGCUCCAAGGGAUCUGGAAGCUGUAGUACUCCCAUACCUCUCUCCCAUAGCUCUAUUAUGCCACUGUCACCACCUUGAAGGUGUUUUAUCUCUUCUCAAAAGCCUGUAGUGGAGGCUGAACAACUUCUGGAGGAAAUCUAGGGCUCUUUGGGUUUUUUGAUAUGUGGGUUUUUUUGGGUAACCAAUAAUUGCACAGAAGAUGUGGAUGGGCUGUUUAUUUCCUUCAUCUCUGCAAGUCUGCUGCUUGAAUACAAUUCUCCAGCCUCUUGUUUCUAGGUUAAACUCCUCCUAAAAUCCUAGAUUGUCAAGGAUCUCUGCUGAUGAGGAUUUCUUUUGUUGACCUAUUGUAUCCUGAAAUCUGGUGCUCGAAACUACAAGUGGCCUUUCAGCAGAGAUCUUCUCAAAGUGGCAGAAGUAUUAUUAUAGAAGAAGGAUUUCUGUUUUGUACAUCCUAAUGUGGUGGUUUUGGUUUGGGUUGGGUUUUUUUGGGAGCAAAUAAUUUUCAGUUUGGUCUAUCGUAAUGCCUUUUCUCUGAUUCUUACCCAUUUCCUAGUUCAGUCUGUUUCACAGAAUGGUUGAGGGUGGAGGGACCUCUGGAGAUCACCCAGUCUGCCUCAAGCAGGGUCAGCCAGAGGAGGCUUCUCUGCACUGUGCCCAGUUCUGAGCAUCUCCACAGGUGGGAACUCUACAACAUCUCUGGGCAACCUCUCCAAACAAGCUCAAGCCCACAUUUCACUCUAACAGCAAGCACAUGAAAAAUAGUUACAGACCCAUGGCAGACCCUUUCACAACCAUAUUAGAUAAUCCUUUAAUUAUGACAUUUCAGUUUUAAUAACUAUUUUGUGUACAGUGAGGGUCUUUUUCCCAACAAAGUUAGGUAUGCCAACACUAUAUUCUUUCAUCAGGAUCAGACUUCACUGGUUUCCUGACAACAGCUGCCUUUAUUAAAAAUCAACAGCUUUACUUUUUGUAUACAUGCACUGGGUAGAUCUUAGGACAUUGUCCUCAAAGCCAGAACUAGCUUCUUAAAACUGAGACCUAGAAGGAAAUAAUGGAUUAAUUUAUUCUGCCAUAUGUUGGUUGCUAAUCCUGAAAUACCUGAAUUUGUGUGAUUUUUCUUCCAAGACUUGGCUGGUAUGAGAAAAAAAAGGGCAUGCUUCAAUUUUAAAGGAGGUUUUUAAGGCACCAGUUUUCAGGUAUUUGCCUAGUCUUGUAGGGAACUGAGACACGAAGCUAUGGCUAACUCUCAGCUCUGUAAAUAUUCUAGCAUUUUACUUUUUGGCAAUAACAGAUAGAAGCUAAAAAAUGGACAAAUUUCUUCACAGGAGACCUUUAAAUAUCUUCUUCUACUUCA
Messenger RNA from Parus major (Great Tit), 3145 nucleotides. It is a transcript of the gene MPZL1, whose product is annotated as myelin protein zero like 1. Gene Ontology annotation, cellular component: focal adhesion; cell surface; membrane. NCBI's taxonomy places the organism in Eukaryota, Metazoa, Chordata, Aves, Passeriformes, Paridae. Bases 16 to 912 code for a protein of 298 amino acids. The record is from RefSeq and is a predicted model, not a curated record. The transcript has 6 exons.